This is a messenger RNA of Papaver somniferum (opium poppy), 4544 nucleotides long. Its product is annotated as putative disease resistance protein RGA3. Gene Ontology annotation, molecular function: ADP binding. The record is from RefSeq and is a predicted model, not a curated record. Lineage: Eukaryota; Viridiplantae; Streptophyta; Magnoliopsida; Ranunculales; Papaveraceae. Bases 118 to 3891 code for a protein of 1257 amino acids. The transcript is spliced from 4 exons. Gene Ontology annotation, biological process: defense response to other organism.
UUCAGUCUAUAAAGAAAAUACAUCUGCACUCUCAUAUCUAUUACCUUCUUUUCCCGUUUCUACCUCAUCUUCAUCUCUUCAUUCUUUUUAUCCAUACUUCACACACUUAAUCUUAUCAUGGCUAUGGAACAAAUUCUGGUUAACGGUGUAACUGAGAUCCUGAAACCGUUGAUCUCUCUAAUUUAUCAACAGAUUCCUACGGCGUGGGGUGUAAAAGACGACUUAACAAAGCUCAAGAAUACCUUAGAGUCUAUUCAAGCUCUAAUUGCUUCUGCUGAGGAAAAACAAAUUAAUGAUCCUACUGUCAGACUUUGGAUGAGAAACCUUAAAGACGUUGUCUAUGAUGCAGACGACGUUAUGGAUGAGUUCUCAUACCAAACCUUGCGACAUCAUGCAACCGGAAGACGACUUAAAGACAAGAUACGAGAAUUUGGUUCACCCUCUAAUCCACUUGCUUUCCGAUUCAAGAUGGCUAGUAAAAUUCGAGCCAUCAAUGGAAGGUUAGAAGAAAUCUACAAAGACAGUAAAAUGUAUCAGUUGCAAAAUACUAGCAUUGUCCAAGACAAUACGACUAGGGUUUUUCAAAAUAAUCGAUUAACCUCAUCUGUUGGUGGUACUGAUUCAAUACUUCUAGGGAGGGAGGCUGCAAAAUCAGACAUAAUAAAGAUAUUGAUCGGCAAGCCGUCGCCAUCAUUAUCAUCAUCAUCAUCAUCAUGUGGGAUUUCUUCUCAAUCACAGAAAGUAUCCGCUUUAUCCAUAGUGGGUAUGGGGGGACUGGGUAAGACUACAGUAGCUCAAAUGGUCUACAAUGAUGACUUGAUAGUGAGAAACUUUGAGCCAAGAGCGUGGGUCUGUGUAUCCGAUACUUUUGACAUCUUUAAGAUUUUAAGAGAUAUCAUCGAGUCGAUUACUAGGCACAAAUGUGAGAAUCCAUCAAAUGUCGAUGUACUGGCAAACCAAGUCAAGGAAAAACUGAUCGGUAAGAAAUAUUUGCUAGUGCUCGACGAUUUGUGGAAUGAGAACGCUACGUAUUGGGAAAAUCUGAAGAGCUACCUAAGCUAUGGCGGCAUCGGCAGCAAGAUAUUAGUCACUACACGCAGUCGAAAUGUUGCAUCUGUUGUUGGUGGUGAUGUUCGUGAUCUUGAAAAGUUAUCAAAAGAUGCUUGUUGGUCCAUUAUUGAGAAGAAAGUAUUGUCCCGGGGUGGAGCAGUAUUGACAGAUCCAGAAAUGAUUAGUAUUGGCAAGGAUAUAGCAGAAAAAUGUGACGGUCUACCUCUUGCAGCGAACUUACUUGGAAGUUCAAUGUGUUCCAAAAGAGAGAAAAGCUAUUGGAGGUCAAUUGUAGACGACAUUGAUCGAUUGCGAGGUACACCUGAACAUAAUAAUGUCAUUUCAAUAUUAAAACUGAGCUAUGAUAAUUUAUCACCUCCUUUGAAGCAAUGUUUUUCAUACUGCUGUAUUUUCCCGAAAGACUGGGAAAUAGAAAGAGAAAUGUUAAUUCGAUUAUGGAUGGCAGAAGGAUUCCUUUUGUCAUCAAGUGGAGGAGAAAGUAUAUCUCUUGAAGAUAUUGGUAAUGAAUAUUUUGAGUAUUUGUUGUGGAGUUCGUUCUUCCAGGAUGUGCAGAAGUAUCAAGAGUCGGGUGACAUUUGGAAAUGUAAGAUGCAUGAUUUGGUGCAUGAUCUUGCAACGGGUGUUGUAGAUCCUAAUGAAUUUAGGAUUGUGAAGGUAAGAGAUGACAAGGAAGAUGUUUCAGAAGUUCGACGCUUACAACUGCUAAUUGAUGAAGGACAGAGUUUGGCAUCUCCUACAGUAUUAUCAAAUGCUGUGAAACUGCGUACAAUUGUUGCUCUUGAACCAAAGAAUAUUUCGCAUGUCAGUUCUUUCUUUCAAUGUAGGCGUUUACGCAUACUAUGUCCUCUCGAUGUCUGGGAUAGGGGCUGGAAUCCAUACUCACUCUCUUCUAGGAGCAUGUCUGCUUCAUCGAUUUCUAAGCUGAAGCAUCUGAGGUACCUUGACCUCUCAGACAUGUAUUUAUCUCCUGAGGUAUCUUUAAAUCAUUCUUACAAUCUGCAAAUACUCAUACUUUAUGGAUGCAAAAACGUUCCUAGCUGUCUUCUAAAUAAGAUUGGAUCUUUGAAGAGUUUGAGGCAUCUUGAUAUCUCGUUUUCGGAUAUUAAAUCUAUACCAGAAAAUAUUGGGUCCUUGGAAAAUCUAAGCUUCCUUGAUCUUUCAGGUACAGAAAUAUCGAAGUUACCGGAUUCAAUCACUUAUAUCACCAGUUUAAGGAUGUUGAGGUUCCGUAGUUGUUGUAAUUUAGAUGCCUUACCAAGUGAGCUGGGAGCACUGACACGAUUAAGGCGUCUUGAUUUGAGUUAUACUUCCAUCAAAGUAUUGCCUGAAUCAUGCAUUAGCAACCUCUGCAAUUUGGAGAUUGUGAGAUUAGGAGAGUACUGUAAGCUUCCAAAGGAAAUUAAGAAUUGGCCGAAAUUGAGAAUUUUUACUCAUGAGAGAUUUGAUGAUGUAAUGCCUAGAGGUAUAGAAAGUCUCACAUGCCUUGAAACAUUGGAUUACAAUGCUAGAAAAGAAACAAAGGUAUGUGGAAGUCCCAGUAAUAAGAGUUACGGUGGCAUUGAAGAGUUAGCAGGCUUAAACUCCCUCGAGGUAUUGAAGAUCAGAAAACUUGAAAAUGUGAGAGGUGGAAUAGAAGAUGCAGAAACAGCAAAGUUAAAGGACAAGCAACAUCUUCUAAAAUUACAUCUGGAAUGGGGUUCCACAGGUGGUGAUGAUGACCAAGUACGGAGUAGUAGAAGUGUAAAAGAUACUGCGGUGUUGGAUGGUCUCCAGCCUCACUCAAAUUUGAAGAAAUUGGUAAUAGAGGGAUUCUCAGGUUUAAACCUUCCAAAGUGGAUGAUGGGUUGUUCAUUAUCUAACUUCCUUCCGAAUUUGGGGGUAAUAAAAUUCAUAAAUUUGGAUAAUUGUGAGCAGCUUCCAGCUCUGGGCAUGCUCCAAUUUCUUAGGUAUUUUGGGAUCGGCAGAAUGAAAUCAAUCAAGUGUCUGGGUGAAGAAAUCUAUUAUCAACAAGAAAACAGAGAAGAAGAAGAAGAAGAAGAAAGCAGUAGUAGUAGUGAUACUGCAAAGAGAUCCUCAUUAUUCCCUUCCUUAGUUUAUUUGAAAAUUUGUGAAUUGGAAAACUUAGAAGAAUGGGUUGCUCCUCCUCUUUCUUCUUCUUCUUGUUUUCCUUCUCUUGAGACGAUGAUAAUCACAAACUGUAAACGAUUGAAAACCAUACCAAUACUUUCGUUUUCUUAUCUGAAGAAAUUGUAUUUAACGAUGGGUACCGAUGAUUAUGCAGUGAACUUAUUGCUGAAUAGAGGGGGAGGAGAAGGAUGUCUGCCCUCUCUCACAUCCAUUACAAUAUGGUAUUCUCCAGAUCUAAUAUAUUUACCACCAUUGGGCGCACUACUCCAACCCAGUACUUCGAAUUUUUGGUCCCUUAAAAUUCAGGAUUGCUCAAAUUUUCAAGGUGUUCGUGAUGAUGGUGAUAAUCGAAACAACAGCAACAAUUCUAUUCGUUCACUGUGGUUAGAAGAUUGUCAUGCUUUAACAUCUCUACCGGAUUUGCAAUUAUGUACUUCUAUUCGUUCACUGUGGCUACAAGAUUGUCCUGCUUUAACAUCUCUACCGGAUUUACGAUUAUGUACUUCUCUCCGGAAAUUAACAAUCUGGAAAUGCGACAAACUGAAGAAUAAGGAGUCAAUACCCUAUGAUCUUAAGAAGUCCCUCACGUUUCUUGAUGUACUCCAAGUUGAUUUCAUCCAAAGAGACGAGGGUGUUCCGGAUGUCUCUUCUCCAUCUCUGUUAAAUAAUUUGAUGGAGAAGAAGAAGAAGUAGAUUUGGUCGAUAGGAAGUCAUCUCUUCUUCUAGAAUUACCAACAGGUUGGUUGGAUCGAUGGCGAGGAAUCAACAAGCAACCAGGCAUGCUUCUUAAUUUUGCUCUUGAAAUUCUGCAAGCAGUGGGUGCAUCAUAAUGUUUAUGGACUUGGAUCUGAUGGAACGGAUAGGCUAGUAAAAUUGGUGCAGGAAAUGCAACACUCUAAAGUGUCUAAAUCUGAAAAUGGAACUCUGUUUGGAGCAAAGAUUACUGGUGGAGGCUCCGGUGGCUCUGUUUGCAUACUAGGAAGGAAUUCUGUCUACGUGGCAGCGAACAGAUUCUAGAGAUUCAGCAGAAGUACAAAUUAAGCUGCCACAGGAUUCAAGCUAUUUGUUUUUGAAGGUUCUUCUCCGGGUGCUGAAGAGUUUGGGUAUCUGAAAAUUCGUCGUCGUUUUCCACCAACAGAAGCCUAGUUCUUUUCCACCCUCCUUUAAAAAUCUGAGGCACUUUUGAGUAUUCUUUUUCAUUCUGAUUUUACUAUUCGUUGUAGUAAUUAAGAUUUCAAUUCUUGUUAUUAGAGACUGGAAUUAUCCGAGUUGCAAGUUGUAACCCUUCGUUUUGUGAAAAGGUUGUUAUAUCUGUUUUACAAAACCAUGCGUUCUCGUGAACACAA